This is a messenger RNA of Truncatella angustata, 741 nucleotides long. RefSeq names its product eukaryotic translation initiation factor 6. The transcript is spliced from 4 exons. Gene Ontology annotation, molecular function: ribosomal large subunit binding. Gene Ontology annotation, cellular component: cytosol; preribosome, large subunit precursor; nucleolus. The coding region runs from base 1 to 741 and encodes 246 amino acids. Lineage: Eukaryota; Fungi; Ascomycota; Sordariomycetes; Amphisphaeriales; Sporocadaceae. Gene Ontology annotation, biological process: maturation of 5.8S rRNA; maturation of LSU-rRNA; assembly of large subunit precursor of preribosome. The record is from RefSeq and is a predicted model, not a curated record.
AUGGCUGUACGAGCUCAAUUCGAGAACUCCAAUGAGAUCGGUGUCUUCUCGACACUCACAAACUCUUAUGCCUUGACUGCCGUCGGCGCCAGCGAGAACUUCUACAGUGUUUUCGAAGCAGAGUUACAAGAUGUCAUCCCCAUCUGCAGAACAACGAUCGCAGGCACACGUAUUAUCGGAAGACUCACAGCUGGAAACCGCAAAGGUCUCCUAGUGCCCACUUCUACGACAGACCAGGAACUGCAACACCUACGGAAUUCCCUCCCGGACGAGAUUCGGAUACAGCGCAUUGAGGAACGUCUAUCAGCCCUUGGAAACGUCAUUGUCACAAACGACCACAUCGCCCUGAUACAUCCAGACUUGGAGCGCGAGACGGAAGAGAUCAUUGCCGAUGUGCUAGGAGUCGAGGUUUUCAGACAGACCAUUGCCGACAACGUGCUGGUCGGUUCCUACAUGUCACUCAGCAACCAGGGUGGUCUCGUACAUCCCAAGACCAGCAUCCAGGAUCAGGACGAGUUGAGCAGCUUGCUGCAGGUGCCUUUGGUCGCUGGCAGUGUGAACCGUGGUAGCAAUGUUGUUGGUGCCGGCAUGGUUGUCAACGACUGGAUGUCAGUCACCGGAUUGGACACCACAGCCACCGAGCUGAGCGUCAUCGAGAGUGUCUUCAGACUGGGCGAGGGCAAUGCUCCUGGUAACAUUUCUGGCAGCAUGAAGGACACCAUGGUCGAGAGUUUCUACUAA